AUGCAGACGCGAGUGAUCAAAGUCCCCGCCCGGGGAUCUGAGCUGGGCCACUUCCGCGACUCUCAAGGUCCCAACCGGUUGGAGGAGUGGUGCGUGAGCGACGCCCCGGCCUCGCGCGACUCGAUUGCGGCGCUCACCGAAGCCGGCGCCCACCUCCGAGACAAGGACACGCCGGUGGCCUUUCCGACCGAGACGGUGUACGGCCUCGGCGCGGACGCGACCCGCAGCGCGGCCGUCAAGGGCAUCUACGCGGCCAAGGGCCGCCCGUCGGACAACCCGCUCAUCGUGCACGUCUGCGACCUGCGCAUGCUGCGGCAGCUGCUGGGCACUACUCCCGACGGGCAGGCCAACCCGCUCCCGGAGCGGUACGCGGCUCUGAUUGAGCGCUUCUGGCCCGGCCCGCUGACGAUCCUGCUGCCCAACGCGCAGCCGUCGCGGCUGGCGCCCGAGGUGACGGCCGGGCUGGGCACGUUUGGCGUGCGCAUGCCGUCGGCGGCGCUCGCGCUGUCGCUGAUCCAGCUCGCGGGCGUGCCGCUGGCCGCGCCGUCGGCCAACGCCUCGACCAAGCCGUCGCCGACGGCCGCGCACCACGUCCGCACCGACCUCGACGGCCGCAUCGAGCACAUCCUCGACGGCGGGCCCAGCCAGGUCGGCGUCGAGAGCACCGUCGUCGACGGGCUGUGCGAGCCGCCCGUCGUGCUGCGCCCCGGCGGCGUCGGCAUCGACGCCCUGCGCGCCUGCCCCGGCUGGGAGCACGUCGUCAAGGCGUAUCAGGACCACAGCGAGGAGGGCAGCAAGGCGGCGCCGCGCGCGCCGGGCAUGAAGUAUAAGCACUACAGCCCCAGGGCGCGCGUUGUCCUGUACGAGGCGUCGUGCCAGGCGGCGGCGGACGGUCUUGCGGCGGCGGAUUUGGAGGAGGCUGCUGCACAGGUGGUGGAGAAUGGGCAGGGAGUGAAUGGCGCGGCGCGGCCGACGAGAACGGUGGGCAUCAUUCGGACGCAGCGGUGGAAGGCGGCGGCUGGCCUGCACGUGCAGAACUGGCGAGAGGCAGCGCCAGUGGCCAUGGAAAUCGACAAAUCUGCGUAUGAGGUAUACCGGGGUGAUCUUGUCGGCGCCAGUGGCCAGCUCAUCGGCGAGCUGUUUGAUGUGAACCUGGGCAAAGACACGAGCGGAAUUGCGCAAGGGCUUUUUGCAGCGCUACGGGAGCUGGAUAGCAGAGGUGCUGACACGAUUUUCGUUGAUGGUAUAGACGGGGAAUUAGACAUUGCCGCGGCAGUCAUGAAUCGUUUACGCAAAGCAGCAUCGGAACUCAGGUCAUGA
Cordyceps militaris CM01 is the source of this 1320-nucleotide messenger RNA. Its product is annotated as Translation factor, SUA5 type. The transcript has a single exon. Gene Ontology annotation, molecular function: double-stranded RNA binding; nucleotidyltransferase activity; tRNA binding. Gene Ontology annotation, cellular component: cytoplasm. Gene Ontology annotation, biological process: regulation of translational fidelity. The record is from RefSeq and is a predicted model, not a curated record. NCBI's taxonomy places the organism in Eukaryota, Fungi, Ascomycota, Sordariomycetes, Hypocreales, Cordycipitaceae. The coding region runs from base 1 to 1320 and encodes 439 amino acids.